Molecule: messenger RNA, 1072 nt
Organism: Paramecium primaurelia
Lineage: Eukaryota; Ciliophora; Oligohymenophorea; Peniculida; Parameciidae
Source: the annotation of a GenBank genome assembly
AUGCAAUCUAACAAAGACAAUUUGAGUCUCGAGAUAUUAUUAGGAUUUUAAUACCCUGAAUUGUUUACAAAAGCCAUGACUUUUAAAUAAUUUCAUUAAGAAUAUACAGCAAGGAAUAAAGAUAAUCCAUUAAAAUAUGGGAUAAAUGAAAAUUUUAUUGAAUUGGGAUAAGAUCUCAUUGAAUUUUAUUAUAAUGAUUUCUUCACAUAUUAAGAGUAUGUCUUAAAGAAUUAAAUUAUUAUAUAGUCUACCAAAUAAAACUCAUAAAAUAUUCAAAACUUACUCUGAUAUUAGAAAAUAAAAAUAAUUGGUUUUAUCCGAGAAAAAUUUAGCAGAUACAGCAGUUCAAUUAGGAUUGAAGACUUAAAUGUUAAUUUCCAUUAAUCCUAAUUCAGAAUUAAAGUAAUCAUAGAAAAUUAAAUAAUUCUAGAAAUAACCAAAAAAUUUUAGCCCAGGCCCUAAAAGCUAUAAUUGGAGCAUAAUAUUUUGAUAAAAAAAAAGAUUUAAAUAUUUUAAGAGACUUAUUACAAGUGGUCUUUCAAGAAAUAAUUAAAAAAUCACUUGUAAAAAAUUGAUCUUUAUAUAGGAUGAAGCUAUGGGUUUUCCUUAAUAAGAAAAUAUAAAAGGAGAUUUCAAAGAAUUUAUUGAUAAACAUCCAGAACUUUCAUAUAAAUUAAGUUAUUAAGAACUCAAAAAUAAUAUAGAAUUAAAUUAAACUAUUUAUGAAUAUGAAUUAAAGAUUAAUGAUAUUUUACCAAUUAAAAGAAGUGGAAAAUAAAAAAAGGCUGUUGAAAAAGAAGUCUUUAAAGUUGCUUUAGAAUUAGUUAAAAGUGAUAAAUUUUAAUAAAUAUUGGAUGAUAGUAUGAGAAGUUAACUAGAUUAAAGUUUUGAUGGUCCUUCCCAUUAAAUUUAGGAUUCAAUAGUUAUUGAAUCACAAGUUUCUAGUAAAUUUCAUUAAUAGUUUUCAUUUGUUUAGUAAUUUUCUCUAAUGGAUUAAUCAUUUUAAGAAUAAUUAUAAAUAAAUGAAUAAGAUGAAGAUAAAAAAUAGAUUGAACGGAGCUUAAAGUAUUGA